This is a messenger RNA of Wasmannia auropunctata (little fire ant), 445 nucleotides long. RefSeq lists its product as uncharacterized. The transcript is spliced from 3 exons. Lineage: Eukaryota; Metazoa; Arthropoda; Insecta; Hymenoptera; Formicidae. The coding region runs from base 170 to 445 and encodes 91 amino acids. The record is from RefSeq and is a predicted model, not a curated record.
AUUUGAUGGGAGCACGAGACUCGGGGCACUCCACGCGUUUUUCCACGACGUGUGCAUCACACAAGUCUGAGGGAAACAAGUCGCGGUCGAUCAGUUUCCGCCGUAAAGAACGAGUCCUCGGCAUCCGUUGAUCACCACGCACCGUCCGUCGACUAGACGCAGAGGCGCAAUGACGCUCCCCGGUUCAUCGAUCGCGAUCGUUUUCAUCGGCGUGGCCGCUUACGUGGUGGCCGGACCCGUUCAGGUUGGAUCAAACGCGCCGCAACAGAAUGAAUAUGGAGGACUGACGGAUUUCUUGACAAGAUACUGGGAGGAUCGAAGUGUGGGCGGCCGCAAUAUAAACGAUAUCGGUGGAGGCCAUCUGUUGCGACAGGGGCGUCGAGGACUGGAUUCGUUAUCUGGAGCAACCUUUGGUGAAAGCAAGAGGUUUAUACCUUUCAGGUAA